This is a messenger RNA of Marasmius oreades (fairy-ring Marasmius), 297 nucleotides long. RefSeq lists its product as uncharacterized. Lineage: Eukaryota; Fungi; Basidiomycota; Agaricomycetes; Agaricales; Marasmiaceae. The transcript has a single exon. Gene Ontology annotation, molecular function: metalloendopeptidase activity; zinc ion binding. The coding region runs from base 1 to 297 and encodes 98 amino acids. The record is from RefSeq and is a predicted model, not a curated record.
AUGCUUCACAACGUCUACGCCGCCCUCGUUACCGAACACGGCUGGUCCGCCACAGCUCGGACAAGCGCAAACGGGAACGAAGGAAACAUUCUGUUCCUCCAACUCCUCGUUGAUGCUUUGGCUCUUCAACCCUGCAAUCCCGAUUUGCCUGCUGCUCGUGAGGCGUGGAUUCAAGCUGAUGCUAACAGGUACAAUGGAGCGAAUAAGUGUUUGUUGUGGAAGACGUUUGCGAGUAAAGGUCUUGGUGUGGGCGCUGCCAAUCACGUCGAUUCGACUGCUGUACCCGAUGGGUGUUAG